AUGCACUCCGAUGCGUUUGACGUGAUUCCGUUCGAGGACAUCAAGGACGAUUGGACGAAAUUGGGCUCGGGAUCUUUUGGGAACGUAUACAAAGGAAACUACCUUGGGAUCGAGGUGGCCAUCAAAGAGGUUCUCCCAUCUAAUGAUUACGACGUCGCGAAGUACUUUGAGCGCGAGUGGAGGCUGAUGAAGGAAGCUCGCCAUCCCAAUGUCGUCCUCUACCUCGGGCUUUCGCAAGCCCCCGACGGGCGCAUCUUCAUCAUCUCCGAGUUCAUUGAGGGCGGGAACCUCCGGAUGUAUAUCCACGACAAGACCAAACCCUUUCCUUGGAGGCUGCGCCUCUCCUUCGCGACGGACAUCGCGCGCGCGCUCGCGUACCUCCACGCACGCAAGUGCAUCCACCGCGAUCUCAAGGGCGAAAACCUGCUCGUCACCGCAAACGGGCGGCUGAAGAUCACCGACUUUGGCUUUGCGCGCAUCGCUGCGCGCAACGAGGAGGAGCUGAAGCGCCUCACGUUCUGCGGGACCGAUUCGUACAUGUCUCCCGAGAUCCUCACCGGCACCGAGUUCGACCUCCCCACCGACAUCUUCUCGCUGGGCGUGAUAUUUUGUGAGAUCGCGGCGCGAAAGCUCGCGGACGACCAUACGUUCCGUAGGACGGCGCCGACGUUCGAGGUCGACCAUGAAGAGGUGCGCCGCCUUGCGAGCCCCGGGUGUCCCCCUGCUUUCAUCGCGCUUGCGUUGGACUGUCUUGCGCGAGACCCAAUGAUUAGGCCGAACACGCGCGCGAUCUUGGAUCGGUUGCGGGAGAUCGAGGCAGAGGUACUGUCGCGGCCAUCCGAGAUGGAGGAUAUGCAUUUGGGCACGGUGAAGUUCAUGACUGGCACGCCGAGGAGACCUGGUGCGGCGCCUCGGAUCCCGAGCUUUGGGAUGGGCAUUGGACGAGAUAUCCGCAGUGGCGGGCAGACGACGGCUUUGGAGGCGCAUUCGAGUGAAGAAGAGGCAUCUGACAGUGAUGAGGAGCUCAUGCAAGCGGUGCAAAAACUCAGUACUGUGAAUCUCGGUAGUAAUUGGACUGAAGAUAGCACAGGUUCAGGGGAUAGCGGGCAACCACUCCUCGAGAGCUCCUCGAGCACGCGCUCUGAGUACAGCACAACCGUCGUCAGGUCGCACGGGCACAGCGCCGAGUCUUCUGCUCCUUCACUGUCUUCCAUCCUCACGAUCCGCCCGUCUGCACCAACGACGGAGCCUCCCCCCACAGGCGCACAGGGACCGACACCGACAGAGUCUCUUCUAUCUAUCGAGUCGUACUACACUGCGUCCACGAGCUCUAUCUCACCCGUAUCCAUCGCUGCGGCGACGGAAGGCGGCUCAACCAUCCGGAGCUCUUCAUUCCCACUCGUGCACCGGUUUUCUCUGCUGAAGCCCGGGGCAAAGAAGACGAGUAUCGGUGGAGAGAGGAGCAGAAGCGCGUCGCCGCCUGCGGCCUCUGACGUGCUGUGGAACCGGAAUCCGCUGGAGUUCAUAUUCUCAAGCGCGCUGUUGGCGGCGAAGUGCGACGUCUGUGGCAAGCGUCUCGGUUGGAAACCGGUACUCGAGUGUGAUGACUGUGGUCUGCGUGCGCAUGUCAAAUGCGGAGAGAACGCUCCUAUGGACUGCGGUAUCCGUCCCGCACGUCCACGCGUCCAUCAACGAGAGGCUGCUUUGCCCUCCAACCCGUCUUCGCCACAAGCGAAAGCAAAGCCUAACGGGAAGAUUUCUUCCCCAAAGUAG
Molecule: messenger RNA, 1773 nt
Organism: Laetiporus sulphureus 93-53
Lineage: Eukaryota; Fungi; Basidiomycota; Agaricomycetes; Polyporales; Laetiporaceae
Product: kinase-like protein
Exons: 6
Coding region: 1-1773 (590 amino acids)
Biological process (GO): protein phosphorylation; actin cytoskeleton organization
Cellular component (GO): nucleus; cytoplasm
Molecular function (GO): protein serine/threonine kinase activity; ATP binding
Source: RefSeq, a predicted model, not a curated record